AUGAUUUCGAAGGCAGGGCGUUGUUCGGACUUCGUGCAAGAUACGAAGCCGCUGCUCAGGAAGAAGAGGUUUUGAGGUCCAGAUCCUGUCACAACAAAAAUGUGCAUUACGCUUUUCUCCAUCAAGUGAGUGGGAGAAGUCAUUUUUAUAGGACAGAAUUUUAUAGAAAAAAUAAAAAAGGAUAGAAUAGAAUAGAAAAAAAUAGAGUCAUAUUGUUCAAAUAAAGUUUCGAUCAGUUCUUUUUAACCCGAUUUGAGACGCAUUUUUCUGGAGUAGAAAGUUUUCAAACUGUGAUUCAAACGUUAUCAAGGACACGCAGAAAAAGUAAAAGAACAAAAAUUCGUAAUUCUUUGAUAAUCAUUAUAAAAAAAAACUCACUCGACAGUUACAAAUAUCUGUGAGUUUCAAUGCGGUCAAACUUCUCUGACAUUUUUGAAUUCUUUUUCUCACUUUCUUUUUCGUGUGGAAAUGAUUCUUUCGGAAGUGGUUAUUUUGUCUUUGAUAAAUCAAAUUUGAGGAAAAAAAUAGGGUUUCCGAGAUUCCAGCAAUCAAAAACUCCGUUCAGAUAGAACUGUUUUGCCAAAGACGGCUUGUGCUGCGUCUUCAGCUCGCCGAGCUCGUUCCCAGCAGCUGGCAGCUGAGGUUUCCCAGCAGCCCGCUUUUUUUGAGGUAAUUAUCCAGUAGAAUCUCAAAAAAAGUGUUUAUUAACACUUAAAUUAGUUUCAAAUCGCUAUAACUUGGCUCCUAAAAAAUCGAAGUUACAGCAAAUUCAAAAAUUUUUCAAAAAAAAAAAAUUUUUUUCCCGCUACGGAAAUGUUUCAGCUGACCGAGAGCGUGUUGUCGCAGCUCCCGUCGGCUGCUUUUCGGCCUACUGACCUUGAGGAUCACGUCGUGCCUGCGGCAUCGACUUUGUCGCUGGCCGAUGUGAGUUUACUUUUACUUUGAAAAAUAAUUUGCAUUUAACAAAAUGAAAAAAAUAUAGUUUAAAAAAAGAUAUCAAAAAAAGAUCCAACUUCGAAGAGAGGUCGCCACGGCAAAAUUCCGUUUCGGGUGAAUCCGCACAAUAAAAACGGGUGAAACAGUGUGAAACCAGGCGAUCAACGCAGCAAUAAAGUCUUUCUUAAACUUUUGCAUUGAGUCUCACUUAAGUGAUCUUUCAAGUAGCAGGGCAUUUCUAAAAUUUUUUUGGCGAGAUAGGUAGAUUGGCAAUCGUGAAGCGUUGCCCACGCGACGCAGCUUUGUCGGAAUCUCGAGUUAAAACGCAAGCAAGAAAAAUUUUAGAGUGUGAUCGUUAUUAUUUUCAUACUUCUUCUUUUUACACUUAGCUUUGAAAAUCAAGAAAGGAAUAAGAACUCACUGGGAAUCUGUCAAAAAGAAUAUGGGGCUCUUGUUUGACCUCAUGACUUUUUGCCUCACUUUUUUGUCAGUAGACAUGUACCGUCUUUCGCGAAAAAAAGUAACUUUAAAAAAAUGACCUUUCAAAAUUUUUUUUUCUUUUUAUUUGAAAUACUUAGUUAUUGAAAUUAAAAAAAUUCGGCUGUUUUUUUAUUUUUGAUUGACGUGUUUUUUCAGGACGAUGGUGAAUAAUAACAACCGGAUUUCCAACUACAACUACGUUCUCAGAACUCAGGACUCACCGCAUCGUGAGUUUCCUUAAUUUUUUUUUCUUUUUUUUUCUGAAACUAAUACACCUAAGUUGUUUCAUUAUGAUUACAAAACUGCCAUCGUUACCAAUUUUCAUUUAAACAUUAAAAACGUUUUUGAGCAGAUUUCUGAAAGCUUACUUACUGUCAAGCAGAACCUACCUUUCUAGAGAAAAAUGUUUUUUUAAGAUCGUUCAAUUGAAAAAAAGAAGCCAACUAAAAGCUCAUAAAUAUGAAAAGAUGGAAAAAUAUAUUUAUUAUAUUAUGAGAUUCUUUUGCAGAUGUUGACGCGAUAGUGCAGUUCCAGACGCCGCGACGUUCGCGUUUGGACAGCUCUGAAACGGUGAUGGAGGGAAAUCACCGUGGAUGAUAUCACGGUAAGGCAUUUUUUUCAUUUGUUUUUUUCAGUGAUGCAAAAGUUAAAAAUAGGAAAAAAAUUUAAAAAAAUCAGUUUCUUUUUCUGCCUUGAGAACUCACUUUACGUUUUUUGCUCACUCACAAGAAAGUAUUUAGCAAUCAAUAAUUACCUGGAAGUUUUAGUUUUUUCCAGGACAAUGGUGAACAACAACAACCAAAUCUCCAACUACAACUACAUCUCCUCAUCACCCACGACCCUUUGAUUCGUGAGUUCCCUUGGUUUCUCCAAUACCUUUCUGAAUAUACGAAAUUCAGGGCCGUCCCCACCGCCACAGUUUUAUCCGCCGGAGCAACAGCAAUGAAGAAUAGUUAGUUUCUCUUAAUUUACCAAAGAUUUUAAAAGAUAAAUAUAAAAUUUCCAACGAACAAAACUUACAUUUUUUGCUCAUUCACAAGAAAGUAUUUAGCAAUCAAUAAUUCCAUGAAAGUUUUAGUUUUUUUCCAGGACAAUGGUGAACAACAACAACCAAAUCUCCAACUACAACUCCUUAUAACCCACGACCCUUCGAUUCGUGAGUUUUCUCAGUUUCCUCGGUUUUUUUCCUUUUUUUAUUCCUUUUUGAAACUCGUAAUUGUAAGUUUUUUUGAUUAUAAUUACAAAACUGCCAUCGUUAACCAUUUUCUUUAGAAAAUCGAAAACGUUUUUAAGCAGACUUUUGAGAAAUUGCUUACUGUCAAGCAGAACCUACCUUUCUAGAGAAAAUGUUUUUAAGACUUUCAAUGGAAAAAAGAAGCCAAGUAAGAGCUCAUAAAUAGAAAAGAUGGAAAAUAUUUUUAUUAUAUUAUGAGUUUGUUUUGCAGAUGUUGACGCGAUAGUGCAGUUCCAGACGCCGCGACGUUCGCGUUUGGACAGCUCUGAAACGGUGAUGGAGGGAAAUCACCGUGGAUGAUAUCACGGUAAGACAUUUUUUUCAUUUGUUUUUUUCAGUGAUGCAAAGUUAAAAUAGGAAAAAAAUUUAAAAAUCAGUUUCUUUUUCUGCCUUGAGAACUCACUUUUACGUUUUUUUGCUCACUCACAAGAAAGUAUUUAGCAAUCAAUAAUUACCUGGAAGUUUUAGUUUUUUCCAGGACAAUGGUGAACAACAACAACCAAAUCUCCAACUACAACUACAUCUCCUCAUCACCCACGACCCUUUGAUUCGUGAGUUCCCUUGGUUUCUCCAAUACCUUUCUGAAUAUACGAAAUUCAGGGCCGUCCCCACCGCCACAGUUUUAUCCGCCGGAGCAACAGCAAUGAAGAAUAGUUAGUUUCUCUUAAUUUACCAAAAGAUUUUAAAAAGAUAAAUAUAAAAUUUCCAACGAACAAAACUUACAUUUUUUUGCUCAUUCACAAGAAAGUAUUUAGCAAUCAAUAAUUCCAUGAAAGUUUUAGUUUUUUUCCAGGACAAUGGUGAACAACAACAACCAAAUCUCCAACUACAACUCCUUAUAACCCACGACCCUUCGAUUCGUGAGUUUUCUCAGUUUCCUCAGUUUUUUUUUCUUUUCUUAUUUAUUUUUGAAACUCAUAAACCUAAGUUGUUUUAUUAUGAUUACAAAACUGCCAUCGUUAAUCAUUUUCCUUUGCAAAUCGAAAACGUUUUUAAGCAGACUUUUGAAAAAUUGCUUAAUGUCAAGCAGAACCUACCUUUCUAGAGAAAAAUGUUUUUAAGACUUUUCAAUGGAAAAAAAGAAGCCAAGUAAGAGCUCAUAAAUAGAAAAAGAUGGAAAAAUAUUUUUUUAUUAUAUUAUGAGUUUGUUUUUGCAGAUGUUGACGCGAUAGUGCAGUUCCAGGCGCCGCGACGUUCGCGUCUCGACAGCUCUGAAACGGUGAUGGAGGGAAAUCACCGUUGAUGAUAUCAUGGUAAGGCAUUUGUUUUUUCAGUGAUGCAGAAUUAAAAUAGGAAAAAAUGAAAAAGUAAAUCAGUUUCUCUUCUGCCUUGAGAAAAAAAACUUUACAUUUUUUGCUCACUCAUAAGAAAGUAUUUAGCAAUUAAUAAUUCUCUGAAAAUUUUAGUUUUUUUCAGGGCAAUGGUGAACAACAACAACCAAAUCUCCAACUACAACUACAUCUCCUCAUCACCCACGACCCUUUGAUUCGUGAGUUCCCUUGGUUUCUCCAAUACCUUUCUGAAUAUACGAAAGUCAGGGCCGUACCCACCGCCACAGUUUUAUCCGCCGGAGCAACAGCAAUGAAGAAUAGUUAGUUUCUCUUAAUUUACCAAAGAUUUUAAAAGAUAAAUAUAAAAUAUUCAAUGAACAAAAAAAACUCUUUAAAAAAACCAUCAAAUGUGUAAUUUUCAGACGACUAUCAUACGCAGAGCGGUCAACUGCUCCGUAUAACCAUGCUUUUGGUUCGUUGAUUUUUCUGUUGAAAUUAACGAGAGAAUUAUGAAACCUGAAAUUGAAAAAAAAAGGCGAGUUGUCUGCUUUUUCAAUUAUUUUUCUUUGCAGGUGCUGAUCCGGGAGUGGACUUUCCGACGCAGCGACGCUCGCCCCUCGACAGCUCCGAAACAACGAGGAAAUAAAAUCAAAUUGAACAAGAUUUCGUUGCAAGGUUUGUUCCUUUCUUUUCAGUUUUUUUCUGAUUUAAAGUUGAAAGUUGUGACAUCCACUUCUCGUUCUUAGUUUUAAAUGGAAUUGCAUUCCAGGAAGAGGACGACGAGAUGGAAGGUACGGUCUACUUCAACGACAUCUUCUACGACGAACCAGACCAAUAG
This is a messenger RNA of Caenorhabditis auriculariae, 4759 nucleotides long. NCBI's taxonomy places the organism in Eukaryota, Metazoa, Nematoda, Chromadorea, Rhabditida, Rhabditidae. The record is from the annotation of a GenBank genome assembly.